This is a messenger RNA of Kwoniella mangroviensis CBS 8507, 942 nucleotides long. RefSeq lists its product as uncharacterized. Lineage: Eukaryota; Fungi; Basidiomycota; Tremellomycetes; Tremellales; Cryptococcaceae. The transcript is spliced from 3 exons. The coding region runs from base 1 to 942 and encodes 313 amino acids. The record is from RefSeq and is a predicted model, not a curated record.
AUGACUAAACUUCUUCCCUAUACCCUCCUCAACGAGAUCAUCGUCACCCUCGACCAGUCUUGUGCUUGUAAUUUUCCCAAUGCCAACGCAUAUGACCUCUGUGUCAUGCUCUUGGCUAGAGAGUAUCAAUCAACCUUCCUCCGAGUCCACCAGCAAAACCUCAUGCGUAUUUCGGAAAUCCUCUUCGUCUCUUUACCUACCACUAUCAAACGUAAAGUCUCCCUUUACACCUUACCUCUAAUCUCUCCCCCACCGAAGAUACACUUCAAACCAUAUCCCACCAACGUGAUCAUCAAAGAAUGGAUCCACGAAUACGAUAUACACCUUGAAGACCUGGUCGAUGAGAUCCAAAGAGUUGAGAAGAGAUUGACUGAUUUGAGAAGUAAGAACAAAGACAGUAAAGUGAUCAGGAAACUCGAAGAAUUGGACGAUAAAUACCAAAAACAUCUUGUUGUCAAGAGAUCGAAAAAGGAAAAGGAUGAUGGAGUAGUGAAAUGUCAAUAUGUGCCAAAAAGAGAGAAGUUAACCCUGGAUAGUAUCAAGCAACUCACCAAGGAGACAAUGGAGAAGUACAGAGCGCUCAAGCUGAACGGUGCUGAUGUCAAUUUUCAAGAGGAGGAAGAAGAUCAUGAACAUACGCCUCCCGAUAUCGACUUCCUCCACUGGCUGAACACGUUCGAUAUGCCUUCUGAACUUCUGGAACACCCUGUCCCCGAAAGCUUCCUCAAAAGUAUGAUGGACACUGAAAUCAGAGGUUUCGAUCCGACUUCGUCAUUCGCCAAUCAGAAGUCCACCGGGUCGACAUCUGGAGGUAAAUUGCCAAAUCCAGUAUCUAGGAUUGGUAAGAAGAGGAAAGUAAGUGGUCGAGCGGGACCGAAGGCUGGGUCAUCCGGUAUGACGAGUGAAGAGAAAGAGAAUAUCGUUGUAGUAGAGGUAUUGUAG